AUGGGUUGGAUCAGAGGUCAUACCAUAGGCCGCGGCUCCUCUGCUGCCGUCUCCGCGGCCAAGUCAAUUUGGUCCGGUGAGGUUUUUGCUGUUAAGUCAGUGGAGCUAUGCCAGUCGCAGUUGUUGCAGAAGGAGCAGAGAAUUCUGUCCCAAUUGAGCUCCCCUUAUAUAGUUAGCUACAAGGGGUAUGAUGUUACCAAAGAGAACGAUAAACUCAUCUUUAAUCUUAUGAUGGAGUACAUGCCGAACGGCACACUUUCCGAUGAAAUUCGGAAACAGAGUGGUCGGUUUAACGAACAAUUGAUCGGGUAUUAUACGAAGCAAAUUCUGCUAGGAUUAGAGUACUUACAUUCAAGGGGCAUAGCACACUGUGACAUAAAGGGGGACAACAUUUUGUUACGUAAAACCGGUGCCAAAAUUGCAGAUUUUGGUUGUUCCAGGUGGGUUGAUCCGGACGGUGAUGCAAACCCAAUUGGAGGAACGCCAAUGUUUAUGGCGCCAGAGGUGGCGCGUGGGGAAGAACAGGGGUGUCCAGCAGAUAUUUGGGGAUUGGGAUGUACAAUUAUUGAAAUGGCCACUGGUGGAUCACCAUGGACUAAUGUGACAAACUCAGCUUCAUUACUUUACAAAAUUGCAUUUUCUGGGCAAUCCCCUGAAAUUCCUAAAUUCCUCUCUUUACAAGCAAGGGAUUUCUUAAGCAAAUGCUUGAUAAGAGAUGCAAAAGAAAGAUGGACAGCUAAAGAGCUCCUCAAAUAUCCGUUUCUUAAGGAAUUGAAUAUGCAUUCCAUGGCAAAUCAAGAUUCUGUAACAAACUCACCAACAAGCAUUCUUGAUCAAGACAUAUGGAAUUCGGUAGAGGAAUUAGAAACCAUGAAUUCUACAAUACUACGAAAAGUUAGCUCACCGGAAUCUCCUCUGCAAAGGGUAAGAGAAUUGGGUUCGAAUUCGAGUGAAUUAAAGCGGAUAUGGAAUGAUGAUGAGAGAUGGAUCACUAUUAGAAGCAGUAGUAGUGAAUGA
Molecule: messenger RNA, 1017 nt
Organism: Solanum verrucosum
Lineage: Eukaryota; Viridiplantae; Streptophyta; Magnoliopsida; Solanales; Solanaceae
Product: mitogen-activated protein kinase kinase kinase 18-like
Exons: 1
Coding region: 1-1017 (338 amino acids)
Biological process (GO): protein phosphorylation
Molecular function (GO): protein kinase activity; ATP binding
Source: RefSeq, a predicted model, not a curated record